AUGAAUAAUGAGGUGUUUUUGGUGUAUGUUGUUUUUGAUGGUGAAAUUGUAGAAGGUGAUAUUGGCUGUGUAUUUCAAGGCCGGCAAAGAGUAGGUUUGCAAUUCAAAAAAAAUAUGAAGCUAGCAGAAAUGAAAAGGAAGAUUAGUGCGAAAAUAGCUAUCCGUUGUGGAAGGGCGAUGUCCAAAUUAUUUUACAAGUUUCCAAUCUCUAUAGAUCCGUUCAAAUUUUGUGCAAUGCAUCUGUUAGAGGAUGAUGACUUGGGCACUAUGAUGGAAAUAUGGUGGUCCACUAGGAGUGUGAACCCCCAACUAGUUGAAUUAUUUGCUGAGUUAGCAGACUUAGAGCCUGUUGAGAAUGUUAGCCCAAUAAGUCAACAUUGCGAAUUUGAUUUUGAUCUUAAUGUUGGAUGGACAAGCCAAUUAGAAUGCGGUGGAACAUCGCAGAUAUCCAAAAUUCCUAAUUAUGGUGGGAGUUCGUACAACAACCCAACCCUCGGUCCCCAUCUACAAAUACAUCCGGAGGUGAUAAUAAGCACUGAGACAAAUGUCAGAGAAAUGACCAAUAAUGGUGAAGAUUCUGAUCAAGACGUUGAAGAUUUUAGUGACCCCGAUGUUGAUGAGGUUCCAGACAAUAUCGAUGAUGAAGGCCCAGAGGAGGUUGAAGAUGUUCACGGCCCUUCAUUUUGUAACCCGAGUCAUGGUAUUAUUUUACGAAAUGAACCUGGGGGUAAUAUGUUGAAUGUAGAUCCAGAUGCAGCGCAUGCAUCCGAGUUCCCUGAGUACGCUGAUAUAGUACCUGCUCAUAGAUUGGCGUCAAAUUCACAGUUCGACGAGUUGUUCGUUGGGCAACAGUUCGAGAUCAAGGCAGAUUGUGUGUUUGCCAUCAAACAAUACAGCAUGAAGUUGUCGAUUGAUUACAAGGUUGCCAAAUUUACACCGACAUUAUACGUUGGGGAAUGUUGGAGAGCCGACGAUGGGUGUGGUUGGCGAGUUCGUGCUACAUUUAUACAGAGGACUCAACAGUGGCAAAUACGAAAAUUAAAAGGGUGUCAUACCUGUACUGUCGCAUGCAUGUCUCAAGACCACCGAAAAUUAGAUGCCAAAAGUAUUAGCAACUGCAUCAUGCCACUAGUGAAAGAUAGCCCAAUCAUUCCUGUGUCGACAUUGAUUGCAGACAUGCAAGAUCGAUUUCAAUACAGAGUGUCAUACAGGAAAGCGUGGGGGGCAAAACAAAUGGCCAUGCAACAAUUGUACGGCGACUAG
This is a messenger RNA of Gossypium arboreum, 1263 nucleotides long. RefSeq lists its product as uncharacterized. Bases 1 to 1263 code for a protein of 420 amino acids. The record is from RefSeq and is a predicted model, not a curated record. NCBI's taxonomy places the organism in Eukaryota, Viridiplantae, Streptophyta, Magnoliopsida, Malvales, Malvaceae. The transcript has a single exon.